Molecule: messenger RNA, 2122 nt
Organism: Cuscuta campestris
Lineage: Eukaryota; Viridiplantae; Streptophyta; Magnoliopsida; Solanales; Convolvulaceae
Source: the annotation of a GenBank genome assembly
CAUGAACAUGUGAACCACCAAACUCCAUGACAACAAUUACCUCUUUUUUCUUCCUGUUAUUUUGCCUUAAAAGUUUUUUUUAAAACUUUAUUGGCCUAAAUUUGAGGUAUUUUUGAGAGUGAAUAAUGAAAUUCGGACGGAUCUCCACCAUAUCUUUAUAGCCCACAUUUUUUUAAUGUUUUAUUUGCUCUGCGGACUGCCCACAUAAACAAUUGGUAUGCCACUCUGUAGUUACUAAAUUCCUUUUCUCUUUCUUGCAAUGAAAAAAGAAUGAUUUUCUUGUUCCUGUAGUUAAGCAUAAAUGGAGAUGACUGUAAAAAUUGCAGAAUUUCUGAUUCUUUCUUAUCUAAUUUAGUAAAUGCUUGGAUUUGUUGGAAGAAUACAAUACAAGAUUAGAAGAUGGUCCUUCCUGCUAAUUUGGUAGUCAAGCUUGUGUUUUGGGCUAUUGGGUUUCAUGUUCUUGCUAAAUCAGUAGCCAUUUCUGGUGCUGAUGUUAAUGAGAGAUUGUACAUAUGGCCUAUGCCCAGAUCAGUUAGCCAUGGCCACCACAGUCUUUAUUUGAGCAGUGAUUUUGAGCUCAAGACUGAAGGAAGCAGUUAUUUGGAUGUCUCUGGGGUUCUCAAGGAUGGGUUCUUUAGGACACUUGACGUGAUCCGAGGACCACAUGCCAUUGAUGCCAGUAUCUCUGUCCUUAACCAGUCUCGCGUGCUCAAAGGAAUUCAUGUGGACGUUCGUUCGCCUAGCGAUGAGCUGCAACAUGGAAUUGACGAAUCAUACAACUUGUCUAUAACUGAGAAUGGAGAUCCAAUAUAUGCAUAUCUCCAGGCACAAACAGUUUAUGGGGCUCUUCAUGGGUUGCAGACGUUUAGCCAAUUGUGCUAUUUCAACUUCACAGCCAAAGCAGUUGAAGUUCGUCAAGUGCCGUGGACGAUUUUGGACCAGCCAAGGUUCUCUUAUAGAGGCCUUUUGAUUGAUACCGCGCGACAUUAUCUGCCACUUCCAGUUAUAAAGAAGGUUAUUGAUUCUAUGACAUAUUCAAAGCUGAAUGUAUUGCAUUGGCAUAUUGUGGACACACAAUCUUUUCCACUUGAAUUGCCUUCAUUUCCCAAACUGUGGGACGGUGCUUAUUCUACUUCGGAGCGGUACACGACAAGCGAUGCCACUGAAAUUGUGAGAUACGCGCAAAGACGUGGAGUCAAUGUAUUGGCCGAAAUUGAUGUUCCAGGGCAUGCACAGUCAUGGGGUGUAGGGUACCCUUUGUUAUGGCCAUCAAGAGAUUGUCAACAGCCAUUAGAUGUGAGCAAUGAAUUUACCUUCAGAGUCAUCGAUGGGGUUCUCUCCGAUUUUAGUAAGAUAUUCAAAUACAGAUUUAUUCAUCUCGGGGGAGACGAAGUGAACACGAGUUGUUGGACAUCAACUCCCCGUAUAAACAAGUGGUUAAAGAAACGCCAAUGGGAUGGACCCCUAGCAUACCAAUAUUUUGUCUUGAGAGCACAGAAGAUUGCUUUAUCCCAUGGCUAUGAUGUUAUAAACUGGGAAGAGACCUUCAACAAUUUCGGCAAAAAACUGAGUCCCAAAACUGUUGUCCACAACUGGCUUGGUUCUGGUGUGGCUCAACAAGUGGUUGCUGCAGGGUUGCGGUGCAUCGUGAGCAACCAAGACAAGUGGUAUCUUGACCAUUUAGAUGCCACGUGGCAAGGUUUUUACACGAAUGAGCCACUCGCUAACAUCACCGACCCAAAACAGCAGGUGUUAGUUCUUGGUGGGGAGGUUUGCAUGUGGGGAGAAAACAUUGAUGGUUCAGAUAUAGAGCAGACAAUAUGGCCCCGCGCUGCCGCCGCCGCAGAGAGGCUAUGGGCAUCAUAUGACAACCUCGCCACGGAUCCGCUUAAAGCUGCUGGAAGGCUGUCACACUUCAGGUGCCUGUUGAACCAAAGAGGAGUGGGUGCUGCCCCGCUGUUCGGUUUAGGCAGAGAAGCACCAUUAGAGCCAGGUUCUUGCCAUUUGCAAUAGAUCAUAGGCAAGGAACAAACUGUACCAUUAUCAUCAACUUAUACUUGUCUCUCUUGGAUCAUCAAAUGUAAUGUGAAUCUGUUGUUAAUAAUCAAUUGAAAUGACAAUG